Molecule: messenger RNA, 1831 nt
Organism: Hevea brasiliensis (rubber tree)
Lineage: Eukaryota; Viridiplantae; Streptophyta; Magnoliopsida; Malpighiales; Euphorbiaceae
Exons: 5
Coding region: 177-1565 (462 amino acids)
Biological process (GO): transport
Cellular component (GO): membrane; Golgi apparatus
Source: RefSeq, a predicted model, not a curated record
UUGUGUCCUUGCUCGUUUUACGCUGCUACAUUUGCCACUUUACGCAACUUUCUCUGACAAAUUCUCUCCAUUUGCCACCUGUUACACCAGCAGAUCCAAAACCCACACCCUUCUGUCUCUCUCUAUCUCACCAUUUCGACCACAUUUUCUUCCUUUCUCUCGAAGUGUUGUCAGAAAUGGCAUCGCCGAUUGGCUCUACGUCAGCCUUUUUUAUAUUCUUGCACUCUUUAAUAAUGUGGCUACGCUUCGUCUAUGGUUCUGUUCACCAGUACAAUGCAGACACAUUCAUUAGCAAGGGAAAUGCUUUUUUGGUGCAUGGUGGUAGUGAGGGGCUGUACUCCUCGUCUCCUACCCAGAACGACUCUGCCACUGCCGGUGCCUCCUUUAUACAAUUUGAAAAUAUUACAUUCCGGAAGCCCAAGGAAGCUCCUAAGUCCAGCUCCGAGUUAGUUCAAGCCAUUGUUUUUGAAGUUGAAGAUCGAGAAGCAAUUGGUGGCUCAGCAUAUGGGGGCCAAAGAGCAGUUUGCUGCACUGCAGAUCUUGCAAAACUAGGGGUCUGUAAGCAAGGGGAAGUGAUUCACCGUCCAUCCUCCAAAAACCCAGAUUGGCCUCGAGUUUUUGGUGUUUCAUUCAAUAGGGAUGAUGAACUUGUUGCCAAGUUACCUGUGAAAACUAUACAAAUUACAAGAACAGGGAUGUAUAAUCUGUAUUUUAUCCACUGCGAUCCAAAUCUCGAGGGCUUGAUCAUAGAGGGGAAAACCAUAUGGAAGAAUCCUACUGGAUAUUUACCUGGAAGGAUGGCUCCACUUAUGAAGUUCUAUCUGUUCAUGUCUCUUGCUUUUGUGUUACUUGGAUUCUUCUGGUUUUCUCAGUACUCGAGAUUCUGGAGAGAAGUUCUUCCAUUGCAAAAUUGCAUUACUCUAGUCAUUGCCUUGGGAAUGUUUGAAAUGACACUAUGGUACUUUGACUAUGCUGGGUUCAAUGACACAGGGAUUAGAAAAACUAGAAUUACUGUAUGGGCAGUCACCUUUGGCACCAUUAAACAGACAGUUGCACGUCUCAUCAUCCUAAUGGUUUCUAUGGGCUAUGGUGUUGUGAGGCCAACAUUGGGUGGUCUGACAUCAAAGGUGAUUUUACUUGGGGGUACAUUUUUCAUGGCUUCUGAGGUGCUUGAAAUUGUGGAGAACGUCGGGGCCAUCAAUGAUAUUUCACGAAAGGGAAGAUUGUUCGCGGUGUUUCCUGUUGCAUUCUUAGAUGCCUUCUUCAUUAUUUGGACAUUUACUUCCCUAUCUAAAACACUAAAUAAACUUCAGGCAAGAAGGAUGGCAGCAAAAUUAGACAUUUACAGAAAAUUUACAAAUGCAUUGGCUGUUGCUGUUAUUUUCUCUGUGGGUUGGAUCUGCUAUGAGGUUUACUUCAAAUCAACUGACGUCUACAAUGAAAAGUGGGAAGAAGCUUGGAUUAUCCCUGCAUUCUGGCAAGUUCUAUCAUUCUCUCUCCUUUGUCUUAUAAGUGCUCUUUGGGCUCCCUCCCAGAACUCUAUGCGGAUGACAGGCACAAUGUAACCUCAAAGGACAGCUGAAAUAGCUUAGGACACCAUGAAAAGUCUCCAGACACACAACUCCAGAUCAGAUUAACAGGAAUUAAUUAUACCCUUUUGUGGAUAACAUGAUCAAUAGGUUAAGGAAAUGAAAUACUAUUUGUCAUACAAAACCUGAUACGAAGAUCUUCAAACCGCAUGGACAAUAACAUAAACAUGGCAUGGGAAAGUGACCCUGUAAUUGACAGCAACAAGGAAUGUUGGCAAUAAAAUAGUUCGCUUUUUUUGGAC